AUGACGUGGUCUCCGGGCAACGCGGGAGACACGGACGGCAGUGCAGAUGCGUUCCAUGUGACGUCGGACGACUCGUCGUCGGACGAGGAGAACAAGGCCGCGCAGGCCAUUGAGAACGUCGAAAACUCGGUGGAGCGACGUAUCUUCGACUGCCGCUUCCUCACGCUGCUCGCCGUCGUGGGCUCGCUCGUUGGCUCCGCCAUAUGCUUCAUCAAGGGCUGUCUCUUCGUUCUCGAGUCGCUCGUCGAGUUCGCCACGGCGUGGUGGGGCAUCGGAUCAGGCAACGUCAUUCUCCUGCUCGUCGAAGCCGUCGUCCAUUCCCGCGUUUCUAACUCGUCUCUUGCGCCGUAUUUUCUUCCCGUUAUGAUGGCCUUUUAUGCAGACGUCUACCUUAUCGGAACGGUCAUGCUAAUAUUCGGCAUGGGCCUCUACGACCUCUUUAUUCAUAACUUCAACGUCGAGCCCGCUACCACCGGUGACUCUGGCGCACACCGCUCCGCGCACGGCGCAAGCUCCGUCAGCAGGUCGGCGGCGCCCGCCGACCCGUCUCUCCCCACCCACGCGCAGCAGCAGCAGCAGCAUCGGGGGCAGCAGCGCGGGAAAGGGCGUGCGCGCGGAGCAGGAGCGCGCAGGAGCCUCGGGUCGAACCUGUUCGGGCUGUUCCGCCUGCAGUCGCGACCGUCGUGGCUGGAAGUGAGCUCGCUGGAUGAAAUGAAGACUAAGCUAGGCCACGUGAUUGUGAUGAUCCUGCUUGUGGGAACGUUCGAGAAGAGCAAGAAGGUGGUGGUGGCUACGUCUAUGGAUUUUCUGUGCUUCUCUCUGGGAGUCUGCUUUGCUGCUGGCUGCCUGUUUCUGCUGACGAAGCUGCACCUGCACCAUGGCCAGGAGCAUGGCGGGCAGGGGCAUCAUGGUGGUGGCCAGGAAAAUUCCCAGGGUCAAGGGCACGGUGCUGCUGCUGCUACUGCUGCUGCUGGUGUCGAGCAUGUGAAUGGGCACGUGAACGGGCAUGUGAAUGGGCAUGUGAACGGGCAUGUGUACAUGCAUGCGUACGCAUCACCAGAGUAUGUGAUUAGCGGCGGAAAUAAUAUGCAUCAGCGUGGGUACAUGGUCGGCUAUGGCCAUGCGAACGGGCAUGCCUAUGGUCACUUGAGCGAGCACUUGAACGGUCGUGCGAAUGGGCAUCAGAACGGGCAUCAGAAGGUGUGA
Messenger RNA from Closterium sp. Naga37s-1, 1206 nucleotides. Lineage: Eukaryota; Viridiplantae; Streptophyta; Zygnematophyceae; Desmidiales; Closteriaceae. The record is from the annotation of a GenBank genome assembly.